AUGUCAAGAAAACUGCAAAGGACUGAAAUCUGCGCUGACUGCAGUGCACCAGACCCAGGCUGGACCAGCAUAAACCGCGGAGUGCUAAUCUGUGAUGAGUGCUGCUCGGUGCACCGCAGUUUGGGUCGUCACAUUUCCAUCGUGAAGCACCUCCGGCACAGCGGCUGGCCUCCCACGCUGCUGCAGAUGGUUCAGACAUUGUCCUGCAAUGGGGCGAACUCCAUCUGGGAGCACAGUCUGCUGGACCCUGCUCAGGUCCAGAGUGGUCGCAGGAAACCCAACCCCCAAGACAAAGUUCACCCCACUAAAUCAGAGUUUAUCCGAGCCAAAUACCAGAUGUUGGCCUUUGUGCACAAGCUACCCUGCCGUGACGACGACGGUGUCACCACAAAAGACCUCAGUAAACAACUUCACUCCAGCGUGCGAACGGGCAGUUUGGAAACGUGUCUUCGGCUGCUUUCCCUUGGUGCCCAGGCCAACUUCUUUCACCCAGAAAAGGGCACAACUCCCCUUCAUGUUGCAGCUAAAGCGGGCCAAAUCCUCCAAGCAGAGCUGCUCGUGGUGUACGGAGCUGACCCUGGGGCGCCAGAUAUCAACGGCCGCACGCCUAUGGACUACGCCAGGCAGGCGGGGAACAUAGACCUAGCAGAGCGCCUGGUGGAGUGUCAGUAUGAACUGACGGACAGGUUAGCCUUUUACCUGUGCGGCCGGCGUCCAGAUCACAAAAACGGGCAUUAUAUCAUUCCCCAAAUGGCAGACAGAGCUCGCCCUAAGUGUCCAACACAGAGCUUGGACCUCUCAGAACUCGCCAAGGCUGCCAAAAAGAAGCUUCAAGCGCUCAACAACCGUCUUUUUGAAGAGUUGGCCAUGGAUGUGUAUGACGAGGUGGACCGCAGAGAAAACGAUGCAGUUUGGCUCACCACCCAAAACCACAGCACUUUGGUAACAGAACGCAGCGCAGUGCCAUUUCUACCAGUCAACCCCGAGUACUCUGCCACACGCAACCAGGGCAGACAGAAGCUGGCUCGGUUCAAUGCCCGGGAGUUUGCAACACUCAUCAUCGACAUCCUGAGUGACGCAAAGAGAAGACAGCAGGGAAAAGGUCUCAGCAGCCCCACCGAGCCUCUGGACCUGGGCUUCGACGACGACCAGCACGACUACGACAGCGUGGCCUCAGACGAAGACUCCGACAGCGAGCUGACAGCACAAAACAACAACAACACGCAACGCAGCAAUCGAGCCAAGAGCAUGGACUCGUCGGACUUGUCGGAUGGGCCCAUUACGUUGCAGGAGUACCUGGAGGUGAAGAAAGCCUUGGCCUCGUCUGAAGCCAAAGUGCAGCAGCUCAUGAAGGUCAACAACAACCUGAGUGAGGAGCUGCGCAGGCUGCAGAAAGAGAUCAUGCGGAUCCAGACUGAGAACAGUUCACUGCGGGGGGGCCAGCAGGCGGGGGGGAGCGGGCAGGGUCCGGGUGGCCCUGGAGGAGGGCACUGGGCGGGCAGUGGCGGCCGCUCUGGAGGGGGGGCAGCUCUCAGUGUGUUCGGUCCAAACACAGACCCUCAGAGUCUGUCCCUGUCCUCUGGGGCUUCUCACUCCCACCACAGGCGGGACAGACAGGCCGUGUCCAUGUACGAGCCUGGAGCCGCUCCGGGACCCCCCGCCCUGGACCCCUUGUCAGCGCGCCUGCAGCCCCUCCACACACCCAGUAUGAGGAAGGGCAGCACAGGGGGACCAGUGUCUUAUGGCAUCCAGCAUCUGUCCAGCACAACUGAUACAUACAACCGAUACAUGGUGCCUAAAUCUGAAAAGCACGGCAGCGGUACAGACAGCGACUAUGACAAUACGCAAACCUAUGACGUUUCGCUAAGUAUGGGCCGCAGCAGUGAAGAAGAGGGCCGCGGAGAGUCUGAGGACGGAGGGGCGGAGCUGGGUGAACCAGACCCCACGCUGCCCUGUACCGAAGAUGUCAUUCUGAAAACUGAACAAGUGACCAAAAACAUCCAGGAGCUGCUGAGGGCCGCGCAGGAGUUCAAACACGACAGCUUUGUUCCAUGCUCAGAAAAAAUCCACUCCGCUGUCACAGAGAUGGCCUCCCUUUUCCCCAAACGGCCGGCCCUGGACGCAGUGCACUGCUCGCUGCGGCUGCUGGCCUCCAGUGCGUCUCGGUUACAAGUGGAGUGUCGUAAAGCGUCGCCCACGGAGCCCGGGGCCCCCGCUGUGGACUACCAGCUCCUCACACAGCAGGUCAUACAGUGCGCUUACGACAUCGCCAAGGCAGCCAAACAGCUAGUCACCAUCACCACUCGAGAGAAAAAACAAUAG
This is a messenger RNA of Knipowitschia caucasica, 2322 nucleotides long. The record is from the annotation of a GenBank genome assembly. NCBI's taxonomy places the organism in Eukaryota, Metazoa, Chordata, Actinopteri, Gobiiformes, Gobiidae.